This is a messenger RNA of Nilaparvata lugens (brown planthopper), 5850 nucleotides long. RefSeq lists its product as uncharacterized. NCBI's taxonomy places the organism in Eukaryota, Metazoa, Arthropoda, Insecta, Hemiptera, Delphacidae. The record is from RefSeq and is a predicted model, not a curated record. Gene Ontology annotation, molecular function: lipase activity. Gene Ontology annotation, biological process: lipid metabolic process.
AAACUUAUCUGAAUCAAAAAAGAAAACUUAAAACUAUAUCUAGAAACAACCACACAUCCUCCAUCAGUCGAAAAUAUCACAAAAUCAUCUUAAAUCACAAUCAAAAGCCUUUCUAAAGUCUACAAAUCGCGAGAGAAAUGUAGAAACCAUACCUGGAGAGAAAGUAGUAUGUGUUCAUGUUAUUGUGCACACACACAUAACUGAUAAGGUUCUCGAGUGUAAAUUUUGACAGAUUUAGAUACAGUUUUGCUAGUAUUGUUGUGCUAGAUAGAAUCUGUGUCUAUUUUUGAUAGUUUAUAGAUAAGAGGUGAAUUGUAGUGUUGGACUGGAGUUUAGCUGAGUGACAGACAAGUAUUUGAAAGUAGUUUGGAGUGAGAGUUUUGUAAGAUCUGUGAUAGAUUGUUGAAAUCGAAUUGUUGAAAUUGAACAGAUUGUUGAAAUAUGUGUUCAAUCUUGAUUUAGAAUAGGAACUUUCUUCUGUAGGAGAAGUAUGGUUUUAAUUUGAUACCAUGAGUAAUUAUUGUAGAUUGAUAUCAAACUGAUAUUUGAAAGAAAAGUUUGACCACUUCACCCCACAUCCAGAUGAUCGUUUCAAACAAAGAAACCCUCACUAAAAGAUAUUGUUGAAAAUGGACAAAGUAAGAAAAAUUUAAAUCCAAAACUAUGUUAUCAAUAUCAGUGGCAACAAGGCUAGGAAUUUUGAGACAGUGAGAACAUGAGAAAACAUUGUUUAAAGGAUACACAAUAUUCUCCAGUAGGAUUGAAACAGUACUGCCAAAUUAUUGUGAACUGUACAGUGCGUCAAAUUUGAAAAUGGUGACACCACGACUGACAUGGAUUUGAAAUCUAUCUGAGAGGUGAUAAAGGAUCUCCAAAGACUGGGAAUAUGAUGUCCUCCUUCAAAAUUCUCUUCUCCACCCUCCUCAUAUGUCUACAAUGUUCUGGAAAUACUUUCGGCUGGAAGGGAGGAACACAGUGGGCCAGUCCAGAAAUGGAGGCUCUGGACGAACGUCACGACCAGGAAUUGCUGAAAGCCGUCCAGGAAAGCAUGGCAGCCUGGGAGAGGAGGAAAGCUAGUCAUAGCCAUCGGCAAAAAAGAGCAGACUCACCAGGGGUAUGCUAUGACGGUGUGGGGUGCUUCAAGGAGUCUGGACCCUAUGGUUACAUCGAUAUGUUACCUAGUUCUCCCGAAGAGGUGGACACACGUUUCCUGAUGUACAGUUCGAAAAAGAACCGACGCUCGGACACACCCCUGUUAGACGUCGGCUUCGCCAACCUGACUGCCGUCUACACGUGGGCUGGCAAAGCGUUCAACGUGUCAGCUCCCACCAAGGUCAUAGUUCACGGGUUUGGCUCAUCCUGCUCCCAUGUCUGGGUCUACGAGAUGCGGAGUGCGCUCAUGUCUGUUGAAGAAUGCAACGUAAUCUGCGUGGACUGGGAAAAAGGAGCCACAUUCCCCAACUACGUCCGAGCCGCAGCCAAUACAAGAUUGGUUGGCAAACAGUUGUCAAUGCUGAUAGCUGGCCUCCAUGAGAAGCUGCACUUACCACUGCAUAAAGUGCAUAUCAUCGGGUUCUCUCUUGGCGCUCAUGUGGCUGGGUUUGCGGGGGCCCAACUGAAGAAUAUCUCAAGGAUCACUGGUCUAGACCCAGCCGGCCCCCUGUUCGAGAGCCAAGACCCGCGAGCUCGCCUCGAUUCGAGUGACGCCAGCUUUGUCGAUGUGAUUCACUCCAACGGGGAGAACCUCAUCCUGGGUGGCCUGGGGUCAUGGCAGCCUAUGGGACACGUCGACUACUACCCCAACGGGGGUCGCAUGCAGAAGGGAUGCAGCAACCUGUUCGUGGGUGCUGUCACCGAUAUAUUGUGGUCUGUAUCAGAAGCAGAAGGCAGGAGCUUGUGCAACCAUAGGCGAGCCUACAAGUUCUUCACAGACAGCGUCUCGCCACGUUGCCAUUUCCCUGCACUCUCCUGCGACAGCUUCGACAAAUACCUGGCAGGCAACUGCUUCCCCUGCACCGAUCAGGAUAACUGCGGCAACAUGGGCUAUUAUGCCGACAAGGCUAAGGGGAGAGGCACGCUCUAUCUGGUCACUAGGGAUGAGGAACCCUUUUGUGCGAACCAAUACCUAGCCCGUGUCGAAAGCACACCAAGUGUCCUCCCAGUAGUCAGCUACGGCAAAAUCCAACUGACCCUGAUCGGAGACGGUGACCUGAACGAGACGUUCACACUGACAACCAAGGACGAUGACGAGCUGAGUGUGGGAGGAGCCUUGAGUCGCAUCAUAGUUCCACAUCCUGCCGUCAGACAUUAUGUGGCGCUGCAGAUACUCUACACGGCCUACAGUGGAUGGAUAUCUAGUGGGCUGGCCAGGUGGAGCAUCGACAAGAUUAUAUUGGUCGAUAGUUUGGGGCAAAGUUUGUCAGUGUGCAAAAGAGGGCUUGUUCUGGAGUCUGGCAUAGCGGCUCUACUGCCACUUUAUCCUGGAAACUGCAAGCAUCAAUCUGAUAGUACUCCGUCGGUUACUUGGAACAAUAAUGUGACAUUACCAAAGAUCCCAUCCGACAACACCACCCGCUACAUCCCGACCCAAGUGGUUCACCUGGGUGACGAAAUCGUGUUCAACAGCUCGUUAACCGACAGGAAACAAAAUGGCAGCGACAAACACGACGACAACUACCUCAGCUACAACUGGCAACCGGUUCCUGAGUACCCAGAAGUCUCCGGCAACUCAGGAAACGACCUUGAGUCCACAAACCUCAACCUUGAGGAUGUUGGUCGAGGGUUCCUCAAUGUGAAACAAGUUAGCAGCAGCUGGAACUCCACUAGAAACACAACCGGUUUAGAGGAAAGGUUUGGGAACAACACAACCCUGGACAAGAGGUCACCGGGGAAGGAUUUGUUGGGUAAUGCAACCCGUAAAAUGGAUGACAAAAAGGAGAGGAUCCUCAGGAAGGAUGAACCCUACAAGUUUGAAGCGAUUAUGUUGAGUGACGAACCGGUUCAAACCGGUUCUACAAGUUCAGGGAACGACACAACAACACGUCCAGAAAUCAAGGAACCCAUCCUACCUUCAACAACACCUCGUGUAGCUUCCAACCGGUCACCUAAAUCAGACCUUACACCACCUUCUGUAACUGCCACAGAAUCGUGGUACCACUGGGAGAGCUCCACCAACAACGGCAAAAAGACUAAAAAGUUGAACCUGGAUUCUGUACCCUCUGCAGCUGCUGCAACUUCCAAUGAAACUUCUCCGGAAAGGUCUCUGGUGGUACAACUUUUCCCGCAGAGGUUGGUCAGUUUGUUGGAGCAGGCUGAAAGGUAUGCAAGGUUGGCGUUUUCUCCGUUUGUGUCUCAAGGUGAUAACUCGGAGUCUAGAGUGCAGAGGAUGUUGAAGUAUUUGCCAACAUUUUGGACACAUAGUGAUCAACAUGCAGCCUCUUCUGCUAAACGUGCAAACCGGCAUAUAGAUGUUGCUAAACCUGGGGAAAACCAACCUGACAAUCCAUACAAGAUGGAAACCCCUGAUCCCAAUUCAGGCUACAAGAUGGAAAACCCUGAUUCCAAUUCAGGUUACAAGAUGGAGAACCACCCUGAUAGGGAUCCCAAUCCAGGUUUAAAACCUAGUCCAGGACCUUCCCCUGUGGGUGAACACCAAACUGUUUCUUUCGACAACAGGGGGGAUUCUGCAUUACCCUACAAACUACAAACCCAGCAAACCCUUGAGGAAAACUCUAAAGUGGUUGCAAUUCCUUACAAACUAGCCGACCAGAAGAGGGUGGAUAAGUUUCAUCCAAAGUUCAUCCCAGUUUUGCAUGAAACAGAUAAAGGAUCGACGGAGGAAAGUCCUGUUAAGGUUGUGUUAGAUUUUAAUCGACCUGAGGGUGUGGUUGACCAUAUGGAGACUCCCUUGGCUCAGGAGGAGUCGGAGUAUGAAGGUGUUGAGAAGACUACUGUGAAGGAGGGUACGAGAUGAGGAGAAUGGUGAUUCCAGUGGAAAAUCUGAUUGAAAUAUGGAUAUCACACACUAAUCAUGGGAACUUCAGAGUGAAAAUUGUUCACUUUGAUUAGAAGAUUGAAUUAGAAUAUGGAUAAUACACACUCAUGUUUGAAAACUUUUGAGUGUUUGUAAAGGAGAGUGUGAUAUGAGGAGUAUAACGAUUCCAGUUGGAGAUUUGAUUGAAAUCAAUGUACCUAGAAUACAGGAUUCUUGACACAUUGAUUACAGAAUAUAGGAUUCUAGCAUAGAGAAACAAUAACAUAAGCUAUUGUUUGACAAUAACAAUAACAUACGCUGUUGUUUCUCUGUGGUUCUAGGUACCUUUGAUUGAAAUAUAGGUAUCAUACAGUAAUCAUGAAAACGUUGACGUUGAAAAUGAUUAGAUGAUUGUAUUAAAGUAUGGAUAUUAUACUCUCAUUUGAAAUAACGUUUGCGUGUUUGGAUAAGAGAGUCUGGAUGAGAAUUAAGGUAAUUUCAGUUGGAAAUUCAAUUGAAAUAUGGGCAUCACACUCGUUCGAACCUCUUGUUUUAUAAUGUGAUAGAUGUAUCUCACUUGAUAGGUAAGAUCCAUCUGACAGAAUUCGAGUUUUGAAACCACUACCGAUUACAAUAAUUAUUUGAAUGAUAAUCCAUUAUCAUCAAUGAGAUUAUAUAAUAUGUUUUUUCAAAUGAUUUUGACAAUAAUUGAAACUAUUAUCAAAUUAAAAAGCUUCCACAAUUACCAGUUGUCUUCUCCCAGUAAUAUUGUAUUAUUGCAUAAUAUAAUGAUUUGUGAUUUAUCACUCAUUAACUGCAAUUAUCAUUAAAUCAUUCAUUCCUUGUACACAUCAUCAUUUCAAUAUUCUUAACAUUCCUUAGAACUCGCAUAUCCAUGAAUAUCAUAGUCUAUUACAUUCAUCUGUAAAGUUCUCAUGAUUUAUGUUACCAUUCGUCUUGGAACUACUUUUGAACUUAUGUUCUUGAAACAGAGACUUUAACCUGGAACUACUUAUAUAGGCAUAUACUACUGUUGAAAACAAAUACUUUUUUGAUAGUACGAAGUUUAUAAUAAGAACUUAGAUUUUCUUAUUGUGAAAUCUGAAUUGGUUUGUAUCAAAAAAAUUUGGAAAGAAUAAAAUGGGAAGAAACAAUAAAUACUUUCAGUACAGUUCCUGUUCAGAGAUCGGAUGUGUAAACUUAGAAUUUGAAUAAACAUUGAUCUAUUCAAAUAUUAAUUUAAUAAAAAAAUAAUUUCUCAUACAGUACUUUUUCCAAAAGAAGGGCUGUUCCUUUCUUGUGAUGAAGCUAUGAGAGAAAUUUUAAAGGACAUCAACAAAAAAAUUCUUCAUUCUUUAUUGAUUCACACAAUAAGAAUAAGUACAUCAUGAAAAUGAUAGGGAGAGAAAAAUAAGGCAACCUUGUGCUAUUCCUCUUCCAAAUUUAGAUAGGGGGUUACACAUAGUCCGAGAUGAGUCAUGUAGUUGUUCACUUCACAAAAUAUUAUAUGAAUACAAAUUAAAUUGAAUUAAAAAUCAAUCAACCAAUGCCUGUUGUGAUAAUAAUAUGCAAUAUUUGUUGGCAAUAUCUCUUUAUUUUUUAUAGAUUUUUGAUAUAUUUUGUAAAAGUGUCAUGUUGUGGAAAUUGAAGAGACGAUGUAGAACCAAAAUUAGAUUUAAGAUUAGUUAUUUUUUCUGAAAAGAAGUAACUGCUAUUUAAGACUACUUUUAGGUUAUAUUCUCUGUUGUAUUUCCACAAAAUAAUGAUAUUACUGUAUUAGUUUAGGAUACUACUCUAGAUUACAAUAUUUAUUUAUUAUUAGUCAUUCUCGUGUACAGUAUUUUUCUACCGAUUGUAAUAUAAUAGUGUUUAUGUUA